CGACGGUGUGCGGAAUGCGCAUAACGCGAUAUUCGCGUUCCAGUGGCAGAGGGGCCUACUAUUAUCGUGCACCCACAAACCCGUACCGCCGACGUGGUGGUCCCCCUCACGAUGGACCACCAUCAGCCAGAGGAUUCAACAACAGCCAGAGCCAGCAACCGUUCAGUGUGCGUCACGGACAUGGCGAUCGGCGGACUCGACUCAUUUCACCGGAUGAUAGGUUGGCAUACCGUGAGCGGAUGAUGCGGAUGGUGCGAGACACGUUGGAUCGGCGAUCCAGAUCCCGCGAACGGUACCGGGACGAUUUGCGACGCACCAGCCGCAGCCGGGAUCGGAGCUUGUCGUCGGUGCUGAGCGACAUCAGCUCCGGCAGUAGUUGCUUCGGAGCAGUGCGUGCCAGCGAAGCCUACGGCAGUCCAGUGUACGAAGAUCUCACCGAGGAUGAAAUCCAAUCGUUGGAGUUGGAGGACGAAGAGGAAGACGAGGACGGGGAAGAGCAGACGUCGUCGUCGGCGGAAAUGGUUGUAGCACCCCCGAUGGUGAGGCACAAGAAGCGCAAGAAAGACAAAAAGAAAAAGGAAAAAGUCAAGGAACGGGAACGGAAGCGCGCGAAAAAGGAACGGCGCCGGCAAAAGGAGAUUCUCGAAGAGCGCAUCUGCCCGCCCGAACACGAGGUGGCCCAGUCGAAGGAGAUUUUCGCCUCGGGCCAAAACAUUCUGGUCAGCGUUAGUUUCAUCGACAGCGAAAAGACCAGCGAGCGCGAGAAGUACAAGAAAAACAAACACCGGAAGAAGCUGAGAAGGCAAAAAUUACGGGGAAAACUUACCGUCGCUAAGGAGGAAAAACUGCCCAAGGCAGACAGGGGAAGCUCGCAGGGGUCCGCGGACGGAGCAAAUGAGCCGGCGGACGAGAAGAACAAUGUGUCGCAAGGCAAGCUGCAGGAAACGCAGCACAGCUCACUGGAACACCAUCAACAGCAACAGCAAUCAAUAAUUCAGCCGCCUCCAGCAAAAAAGAAGAAACUGGACCCAGCGGUUAAGCCGGUGAUGGUGAUCGACCUGGAACGGUCCCCAAGCGGCCAGGUGAUAUCUAGCCCGCGAGAGGUUAUCGUUUUGAGUGACGAGGAAGGCAAACGAGCGCGAGGAAUAGAAGAAGCAACGAAGCCUAACGAUAUCGAUCUGAACAAUCGGGGCCCCAAUACGCCACCGGAACCGGCUCCAAAAUCGCCGGAUUCGUACGAUCCUUUCCAGCCCACUAAAUCGUCACCACGAUCGGGAAUUUCUACAAACGAUAUAGGCAGCAUAUCAACCAUAAGCUUCCAGGAACCCCGCCAUCUCCAUUUGGACGAGCAGAAGGAUGAAGUGAAGGCUGAAUUCCAUCACCCGCACCAUCAUUUGCAUCCUCACAGCCACCAUCAUCAUCACCACCAUCACCACCAUGGCCAGCACCAUCACGGCCAUCCGGCUCAGGAACGUUUGCUCGCACCGACGGAGCACACGAGCGGUUCCGGUGGUUUCAACGAUGACAGCAUCCUCGACCUGCACCCCGAGUCCCCGUUUGACAAGCUGGACGUAAACAGUCCCCGAACGGUGGUCACGUCGGCGCACCAUUUCCAUCAAUCCCCCAUGAAGGCCAUUAUAAAAUCGAUGCCGAAGAAGCUGUUGGCCGCGGGCAACAGUCGCGAUUCGCGGCCACAUUCGGCAGCAAUUAAAUCAAACCAAACUGGAACCGGGGCAGGUGGUGGAACUAUGGCCGCAACCAGUGGCGGUGUUCCAUUCGAAGACGAACUGAACGACGGUGACAUCUCCCCGUACUCCCCUCGGUCGAGCGAUUGUGACGCGCAGCUCUUCGAACCGCCACAGGAUGGCAAUGGCGAGACGCAAACCAUCGCCCUCACGGUGGACAAUUUGCGUAGGGUGUUUGGGAACGAUCCUAAAACACUGUACGGUGAUCUCCGCAAAAGCUACCAGCACCGUUCGGUGAUAGCCGUAGAUGAAAUGUACAAACCACACAAAAUGACCCUGGAAAUGCUGGACGAAAUUCCAGACUCGGCGGUCGAUAUGCAGGUCAAAGAGAAGCUUAUUAAAAAGCUUCAACGCCAAGAGCGGAUCGUCGAGGAAGUUAAACAUUUCCUCAAACCACACUUCAACAAAAAACGCAUCGACAAAGAUGAAUAUAAGGAAAUUAUGCGAAAAUCAAUUCCCAAGAUCUGCCACAGCCGUUCGGGAGAAAUCAACCCUGCGAAAAUACAGGCUUUAAUCACGGCGUACGUGAAAAAAGCAAUUGCCAAACGAAAAUUGCUUGGCAUUGAGAUUGGUUCCUCGUCCGGUACACCGUUGGCCAACAUCAGUUACGUACCAUCGACAACAGCAGCGCCAACCAUACCACCACUAUCAGCAUCCGAACCAGCACCGUCGGUGGUACUAAUGAAUCGUUGAUAGUGAAAUGUAUAGCGAAUGUGCGGCUAACGACAGCGGAGGUGCAGCGAAACUACACCGAAAUGCAGUGUAGAUGUGCUGUGGCCUGGCAAAAAGUCGAGGAAAACGGUAACAUGAGGUAUGCAAUUGGGAGCGACAGCCGCGGUAUCGUCAACCUUUUUAAUUGGAUGGCCUUUUAAGUUAAGUGAUUUUCUUUCAUGUGAAAACCGUCGGCCGCACCCGAUUUUGUCGCGUGUGUGUUGUUGAUUGUGUGACCGGUGUGCUGGGCUCGGCAAAGCAACAGAAUGCAAAUAGUAAGAGUAUAAGGAAAUUCGUUACCGACAGUGUGCGCGCCGCGUGUGUCCAAGGUGUGGAGAGGGUGAAUAAAGAAGACGAAAUCGGAAUAAUUUCGUUCGGAGAAAAAUAAUAUAUGGAUGAUAUAGAAUGCAAUGCAAUAUAGGUGGUCCUGAAUGGGCAACCACAAAGCAACCAUAGGUGGUGCAGCAAAGCACCCAUUUUACAAAGGAAAAGCAGUAUAUCGGCCUCCAAGAGGCUCUGGUCCCGGGUUUGUGUGGUUCGUUGCAGAGUGCGUUACGAUUUUCGCGUCGUUUCCGGUGCACCUAGUUCUAUAGUGCAGUUCCAGUGUGCCAGUGGAACAGUAAAAGUUCAUGGGGCAUCAUAAGCCAUGGAAGAAGAAAAUAUUUUUGUGAACCGGUUGCGACGAAUGCAAGCUUCGAGGAAAAAAAUUAAAGGCCGAAAGGAGCACAGGGACGGGCAUAAAGUGUAAAAAGCAUUGUGCUGUUUGGAAACACGUUCAUCGUUUCGGUUCGGUCGGGCGGUUAGAAAGUUUCUUUUUCGUGUAAUAAGUUUUCCCGCGUUUGUGAAGCCCAGUGUACUGGCCGCAGCAUAAAGCAAUCCUUUUAUUAGUGUGUUGUGUAAGGUCAUGAAAUUGGCAGGGUGGAUUGUGUAAGAAUUUGGACGGACCUUACUCGGAAUGAUACCUUCGUCAUCCGCAAAGUGCUGUUGUGUUUGGAGUCUUGUGGAGAAAGCAAACAAAAUUAAGCAUCUCACCGCCUUUCCUCGUUACGAUCGUGCGAUUUUUAGAAUAUUUGUAAGCUAAUGGAAACGAAUUCAAAGUUGGCGCACAUCAAACGCUCAUAAGAUUUUGCGAUCGACACUAAUGCCCAUCGCCAUUAGUGAGUUAAUGAAUUUCUUGAAACCUUUUACAGGACAAUACCGAUCGGCCGUGGUAUGUAAAAUAGCUGAGGGGACAGACAAACACACACAAACACAAACGAGCGUC
Messenger RNA from Anopheles cruzii, 3720 nucleotides. RefSeq lists its product as uncharacterized. NCBI's taxonomy places the organism in Eukaryota, Metazoa, Arthropoda, Insecta, Diptera, Culicidae. Bases 15 to 2438 code for a protein of 807 amino acids. The transcript has 4 exons. The record is from RefSeq and is a predicted model, not a curated record.